Molecule: messenger RNA, 400 nt
Organism: Micropterus dolomieu (smallmouth bass)
Lineage: Eukaryota; Metazoa; Chordata; Actinopteri; Centrarchiformes; Centrarchidae
Product: 39S ribosomal protein L22, mitochondrial-like
Exons: 3
Coding region: 1-291 (96 amino acids)
Biological process (GO): ribosome assembly; translation
Cellular component (GO): ribosome; mitochondrial large ribosomal subunit
Molecular function (GO): structural constituent of ribosome
Source: RefSeq, a predicted model, not a curated record
AUGUCUGUCUAUGUUCUUCUGGAAGCUCAGGAGAUGGCAGUCAAAAAUCACAAUGUAGAGUACAAAUCCAACCUGUAUGUAGCUGAGUCCUACUCCGGCAAAGGGAAGUACCUGAAGAGGAUCCGUUACCACGGCAAGGGGAUGUUUGGCAUCAUGGACAAAGUUUACUGUCACUACUUUGUCAAGCUGGUGGAGGGCUCACCGCCCAAAACGGAGGAGAAGACGAGCUUUGACCAGGCCAAAGAGUACGUCCAGAACCUCAAGAACCGAACCAUCAUCCACAGUUUGUAGACCAUUCGAUAGGAUUAUUUUUCACAUGUACCAUUUACUAUAUGUCUGUCUAUGUGUGUGUGUGUGUGUCAUUUGACAUUUGUAAAUAAACAAAUAAGGGAAUGGGUAA